CUGAGCCCUCCCGGGGGACGCGGGUGUGAUGCGGGCCAGGGGCCGGUUCCCGCACCCCUGCGACAGUGACCGGCGUGAGCCUGCAGCGCCCCCGGCUCUGCCCUCCCCGUUGUCCCGGGUCUCCCGCUGCGCCGAGCUCCGCUGAGGCCAUGCUGCGGCUCCGCUUGCUGACGUGGGACGUGAAGGACACGCUGCUGCGGCUGCGGCAGCCCCUGGGGCACAGCUACGCGGCCGAGGCCCGGGCUCACGGCGUGCGGGUGCAGCCGGAGGCGCUCAGCCGCGCCUUCCGGGAGGCGUACGGGGCCCAGGGCCGGCGCUUCCCCAACUACGGGCAGGGCCGGGGGCUGAGCUCCCGGCAGUGGUGGGUGGAUGUUGUCAAACAGACCUUCAGGCUCUCGGGCGUGCAGGACGAGAGCGUCCUCACGGCCAUGGCGGAGAAGCUCUACCACGAUUACUGCAGCGCCCGCAACUGGGAGCCGCUGCCGGGCGCCAGCGAGACCCUGAGCCAGUGCCGCCGGCGCGGCUUCCGCAUGGGGGUCGUGUCCAACUUCGACAACCGGCUGGAGAGCAUCCUCUGCCAGUGCGAGCUGCGGCACCACUUCGACUUCGUGCUCACCUCCGAGGCCGCGGGCUGCGCCAAGCCGGACGCGAGGAUCUUCGAGCAGGCGUUGCGGCUCGGCGGGGUCCUGCCCCGGCAGGCAGCUCACGUCGGGGAUGACUACAGCCGGGACUACAGGGCAGCGCGGGCCGUGGGCAUGCACAGCUUCCUGCUCCGGGCUGCGGGGCAGGGCGAGGAGCCGGGGGUGCCUCCCGAGCACGUCCUGCCCACGCUGAGCCACCUCCUGGCUCUGAUUGAGAAGGAGUAGCUGUGUGCGGAGAGAGCCGGUGCUGCUGAGCCAUGAAGUGGCCCCAGCGGGG
Messenger RNA from Neopsephotus bourkii (Bourke's parrot), 918 nucleotides. It is a transcript of the gene HDHD3, whose product is annotated as haloacid dehalogenase like hydrolase domain containing 3. Lineage: Eukaryota; Metazoa; Chordata; Aves; Psittaciformes; Psittacidae. The record is from RefSeq and is a predicted model, not a curated record. The coding region runs from base 150 to 866 and encodes 238 amino acids. The transcript has a single exon.